Setaria italica (foxtail millet) is the source of this 1286-nucleotide messenger RNA. Its product is annotated as PRA1 family protein A1. NCBI's taxonomy places the organism in Eukaryota, Viridiplantae, Streptophyta, Magnoliopsida, Poales, Poaceae. The record is from RefSeq and is a predicted model, not a curated record. Gene Ontology annotation, cellular component: membrane. The transcript is spliced from 8 exons. Bases 246 to 875 code for a protein of 209 amino acids.
CGGAACGCGGCCGCGGCACACGCAAACGGCGAAGCAUUCCUCGUCUCCACGCAGCCCAAGCUACCCCGCAAUUCCCCAACCCCGAAGGAAGCGACGCCCGAGCACGACCGGACCGCACCGCCCCCUCUCACGGAGCCGAACCGUCUAGAAGCGUCGCCGCCGUCCCCGCCCGCCCGCCACCCCGCCGGCCCGCUCGCGCCGUCGCACGCUGCCCUAGGGUUCCGCGGGGCGGGGGAUCGCCGGAGAUGGACUGGAGCGCGGUGACGGCGGAGGACUUGGUGGACGCGCUGCGGGAGGUGGACUGGUCCACGCCGCCGCGGCCCGUGCCGGAGUUCUUCUCCCGCUUCACCGUCCCCCGCUCCUACUCCAAGUGGACCAGCCGCCUCAAGUGCAACCUCUACUACUACAGGACAAACUAUUUCAUCUUGAUCAUGUUCAUCCUUGGGAUGGGCUUCCUUUGGAAGCCGGUUGCAAUCCUUGCAGCUUUUAUGACUGGACUCAGUAUCGCAUUUCUUAAUGACAGUUUUGCAGUCACUUUCAAUGAGAAAGUCACAAGGACCGUGAGACAAUUUUCACCACAUUUAGCUGCAAAGAUGAGGCCACCGAUAACCCCUGUUCUUCGUGGUCGACCAAGCUCGAAGAGAUCGAUUCAUAUUUGUGGGCGACCUAGAUGGGUGUUUGUCCUGUUCUUUUCUGCAGUUAGCUGUAUACUCUGGUUGACCUCAUGCAGUCUUCUCACAGUCCUCUGGGCACUUCUCAUUGCUCUAUUCGCAACGGUGCUUCAUGCAAGCUUCAGAACACCUAAUUUGAAAGCACGUCUGAAUACAUUCAGAGAGGAAUUCCGGGCUGUUUGGAGGAAUUACAGUGAGCUUUAAGAUCUCCUUUGUUUCUCAUUUCAUGUGGUAAGAAAAGGUGUCUCGCGCUGAAACAUCCAUGCUAUUUGUGUGCUGUGCUGGGAGAUCUAGAUGAAGGCCGCUGCACAUUACUACGUGGAUUACUUGCUCUUUUGGGAGGUGGAUUUGGGUCGGGUUGAUUCAGUGGGCAAUGCUAUGCCUUGCAUACGACCUGACUUCUCCCUAACUGAGCAUCGGAGAAAGGACAGCAUGUAAAGGAUGUAAAAAAGUACCCUGAUCUCAAUCAAACCAUAUGUUGUUUGUUGAAAUGACUAGUUUGUGUUACAUUCUUUUUUGGAUCAUCAUAUGUUUGGUGACUAUAAUCUCGUUUGAGCAUUUGUUUUAAGGAAGUUGAUUUAGAGUGAAUCGAUUAAGAUCUUGCGGAUUAUCUAA